Suillus discolor is the source of this 1152-nucleotide messenger RNA. RefSeq lists its product as uncharacterized. The transcript is spliced from 3 exons. The record is from RefSeq and is a predicted model, not a curated record. The coding region runs from base 79 to 1020 and encodes 313 amino acids. NCBI's taxonomy places the organism in Eukaryota, Fungi, Basidiomycota, Agaricomycetes, Boletales, Suillaceae.
CAUUGGGCUGACAUUGACCAGUUAUGUUAAAGUCAUAUCGUUUUGUACGGGGCUUUGACUCCAAUAUUCUUCUCUUUAAUGAUCAGCACUGUCUAUAUCAUGCACUCCUUAAACCCUUCCACUCUUUUAGCUUCUAGAUCGCUUCGUACUACACUUUCGCCUGCGCGUCCUUCGAGCUUCGAUGAACUGGCGGAAAUUGUGAGAGAGUACGAGGCCAAUGAGAAGGAGGUCAUGGCGAAAGCUGUAGCGCAUCCAAUCGUACAACCCAUACCCUUGCGUCGGCCGAACGUCAUGUCUCUCGCGCACAUCUUGUGCUCCGAUCCUGGAGUUAUUCCGGAUCAAGCAACAGUAGAAGAGAACAAGGACAACGUUUCUGCGCCAUCAUCGCAGUACACUGGCAUAGAGGUGUCAAGUUGGGAUGAGCCUGUAGCACCCUUCGAGGAUAUGGAUGUUUACCUCAACUACUUUGAUGAAGAUGGGGAAGACAUCGCUCAGCCAGAUUCACCAGUACAGUGGAAUGCCUCUCCGAUGCUUGGAUGGAUACCUCCCAGUGGUUGCGAAGACAUCGAGGUCGGUCACGAGGAUCUGACGUACUCUUCAAGAAUUCCAAAUUCAACCUUGCACCGCGUUCCCCGGGCAUCUGAUGAACCGGUGCAUGUCAAUCCGUACCCAGCCACGCGGCCAGCAGACGUGAGAGCCGCAUCAAAUCAAUCAACACAUCCCCCUGCACAGCUUCCACGAACACGAGUCGUACUGGCCCCAAGUCAACGCACAGGAGCGAAGAGCAAGAGCAGAGACCGUAAAGCCAAUUUGCGGGUGUCUUGUGGGUACGGGCAACCGCCGAGGGGUGGGAUUCCUCCUGCGCUGGCUCGAGAUGUGACGAAGUCUCAUGCGCUACGCGCUGAACAGGAACAUAAGCGCAUGCGUGCUGCAGCUGCGAGAGCUGGUGAAGGGAGGAAGCCCAGUGUGCUGCAGAGGGCCAGUGCGGAGACUGAGGAUGGGAUGGCGGGGAUCUGCUAGUCACUGCCCCUCUACGGAUAUUGAUGGUCCACAUGGUGUUGCAAUGAUUAGUAGUUCACUACCCACGACGACGACAACUUUGAAGCAAUUAUUCUAGUCUGUGUGAUACCAUGUCGCCAUGUGAGUUGAGCA